Scylla paramamosain (green mud crab) is the source of this 14232-nucleotide messenger RNA. RefSeq names its product transmembrane protein 169-like. The record is from RefSeq and is a predicted model, not a curated record. The transcript has 10 exons. The coding region runs from base 529 to 1746 and encodes 405 amino acids. Lineage: Eukaryota; Metazoa; Arthropoda; Malacostraca; Decapoda; Portunidae.
UUUGUUUUUUUUGUUACCACGCCUACACAGUGGCUGCCAAGGCUUACCCAUGAGUUAAACCUUCUUUAGUUGGUAAUGAGGAAGGCGUGGGCUCUAGCAGUGGACACCCGAAGGCAGCAGUGGGUGAAAACAAGCAAAAUAAAGAAAAGUUUGGCUGUGAGAAGGUGCUAGACAGCCAGCCAUAGUGACGAGGAGGCAGGAAGGUAAACAAAAGUGGACAAAACCAGGGAACCACCAUCAUCACCACCACAGGGUGACAAAAUCCACCACCAUCACCACCACAGGGAAGGAGGCGGGGAGGCGUCUGCUGGGUGGCGGCUGUCAGGGCGCUGUGAGGCCUUACCUUUGUCACAGUGCCGCGCCAAUACUGCCCCAGCCUUCAAGUAUGAACAAUCAAACAUCAGUACAAGAGACCAUGGCACCUGUAACAUGCAGAUGGACUGAGGGACUAUGGAAUACAUCAUUACUGAAAUAGAUGUCGUAUAAGGGCAAAUUACUUAGGACACAGUGAAGAUAACAAUUGCUGAGAUGGAAGCACAAGAAAACGAUACAGCUUCUGCUUCUCAGGAAUAUGAAAGUGGUGGAUCAGUUUGUGACACUGGAGGAGAAGGAGGCUCAGCUGAGUGCCUCUUACAAGAAAAUUCUGCUGUGUCCACUAUGCUGACUCCCAUCACUCCGGUGACUCCUGUCAUAACCCCUUCGCAGUCACAGCAUACAGCAUCAACGACUGACCUCGAUAAACACACACCCAGCAUUGACAAUCUCAUACAGCAAGAUGGAGAGGGCAGCAGUAGCAGCAUGGAGGCUCUUGGAAGCAGUGUUCGGUCCAGACUUUUGCCAGAUGAUGCCAGUUCCCGGGCAAGCAUGAACAACUUACUGGAGACGAGCAGUACUGCCUCUGAUGGCAUGCAGCGCAACAGUGCCAUGCUAGUGGAAGACACCACCCUCUCAGAUACGGGUGAGGGGCACCAGACAGGACACUUGAAGAAGGGAGGCGACAACCAACCCACUUCUGAGAUAGAUGAAAACUUACAAGAUAAACAAGGAGAACAGCAACAGGAGCAACAGCUGUCUCCCCAACAUCCAGCAGGCAACGAAGGUGGUGCCAGCAACAGUGGUGAUCGCAGCAGUGACAAUGGAGCCAAUGGUGGCCAGGUGGUGUUCAGUGAGGACAUGCCAGAGGGCCUGGAAUCCUAUGUCACCCUCACAGGCACCAUCAAGCGUGGGAAGAAGAAGGGACACAGCAUUGAUGUAAAGGUGAACUUGUCCCGUGAGGAGCUUGAUGAUCUGGAAGCCUCCAUCACACAGACCCUUGGGCCUGACAAGCCCAAGCCACGGUGCUCUCAGCGCUAUGGGCCUCACAUCACCCUCCUCUCCCUUAUCUGCUUCCCAUUUGUCUUCCUUGUGUCCUCAGGUUACUCAUUUUACCUUGGGACCCUCACUUGGUACAGCAUGCUGACAAGGGCAACAGAAGCACGCUGUCUCCCUAAAAUAACAUUGCCACCAUUGCUCAUUCUCACCUAUCCAUUCCUUAUCAUCGUCUUCACCUUUGGACUGGGGAUAUAUGGAGCACUGGCUCAGAUAUCCUUGUCUUAUGACUCUUGGUGGUCUGAGAUCAGUGAUCCUGAGAAAGGCUUCUAUGGGUGGCUGUGCUCUCUGCUACAUGUGGAGGAAUGUGCUCCCUAUGAAACAGUGGUGCUCAUGACAGAACCACUCAGUGCCAAGGUGCAGGACUGUACUGUGUAAGUCAUGACACACACACACACACACACACACACACACACACACACACACACACACACACACACAAACAUUUACAGAUGGAGUGGGUGUCCAAAUAUCAGCAUAUAGCUUGUGAAGAGAAAUAAUCUGUUUGCAAAUAUCUGAAAAUUUUUUUUUCUAAUUUUUAAAAACUAUAUGAAAUGAUAUAGAAUGAAAACUGGUUGUAAAUUUGAUGAUAUAGUUAAUCAUCAAUUAGCAUUUAGGUAUGUGUGCACAAAUUUUAAAGGAAAUGUAUUGAGUUGUGUGCACCUGUGUAUGUGCUAGAGAGAUGUGGUGUGCUUGAAUGUGUGCUGUUCUUACCCACAUCUGUACCGUGGCUGUGGCAAGGGAAGCAGGUCGUGGUCUGUUCAGUCAUGGCUGGUAGGGACUCAGGCAACACUACUGUACACACUGCUCAAAUGGCGAGACAAAAUACCUCAACAUUCUUUUGUUUAUUCACAUUGGCAGACUUUUUUUUUUUUUUUUUAAGUGAACAAGGUGCUUGACAUAUUUUUUCUUCAUUUAGUGAACAAGGUUUUGAUUUAAUGUGAUAUACAUUUCAAGAAAGGUAUCUGUAAAGAGAUCGAUAGGUAGAGGUAGAUAGAUAGGUAGAUACAGUCAUUGUCAGAAGUCAAGCUGCAUGUUGUUCUUACUUCCGCAUUGCUUACCUUAAUGUUUUCCCUCAGUCUUAAUUUCACUUAUUUGCUGACAGUCUCCUUACAGUACCCAGAACUAAAGAAUUAUCAGAUCAGAGAACUUAAGUGUGUAGAAAAAUACUAAACACACAUUGGAAGCAAGUGUGAUGUAUUACUUGACUACUGACUAUCCCUGUACUAUGAAAACUCAUUAGAUUUUAUGCAAGAUACAUUUCAGGAAAAGUCACUGGAUUUACAUUCCACCAAGUUAAAUUUUUGCUUUAUAAGGAAAAACUGUUUGGGUCCAAAAUGAGAAAUGCAAAACAAUAAGCAAGAUUUUUAAUGAAUAAUGAAUGUAAGACUUUGGCUCAUUCAUAAACGUUUUGAGCUCUUAUUUCAGCUACUUUUAAAAGGUCUAGGAGGAGGUGCUGUGAGUUUCAAGGAUGUUUUCGUGAUUGUAAUGAUAGUUUAACAAGAAUUCUACAUCAUCAAUGAGAAGAGCAUCCAUGAGAACCAGACCAAUCUUUGUAGCCUAUAGAAAAUAGUCCUAAUAAGAGAACAAAGCAUUUAAGAAUACAGGCCUCCAUUUCGUUACGUAUACAGCAAACUCUCCUUCCCACCAUUAAAUUGUGAGGUAUGUGGUAGUAAUAAUAUGUGGUGCUGCACUUGACUAGGAGCUGCUUUAGGUUGAGGACCCUUCCUGUACUCCAAUGAUAUUUGAUGAUUUUUUUAAAGGGAGCCACUUUAGUAAUUCACAUAAACUGAGAGAGCCACACAUACCAUACAUUAAUGUAACUCUGUAUCAUUAUUAUUACUAUCAUUAUCAUUAUUGUUAUCAUUACCAGUACUGUUAUAAGUUUUAAGAGCAACAAACUGAAUAGAUGUGAGUUGCUCAAUGAAUGUGACUGCUAGAUUUAUUCAACACUACCCAGACAAACCUCAGUCCAUCGUCUCCCACAAUGACAAACUAACCUAACAUUACAUAAACAUUAUUUUUGUAUUAAUAUGACCAUUGAGUUCUAUCCAGAGAAACCUGAGUCCAUCUUCUCUUCCAGUAAAAAAUUAACCUAACAUAAUCUCAACAUUAUUUUUGUAGUAAUACAUAUUGAUAAACCAGCACAAUUUAUGUUUUAGGAGGCAAAAUUAUGUCAGUGGCAUUGGCAACAGUGGUGUUCUAAUAGAGCAAUGCUUGCUGUUCUGUUCUCAUAUGCAUGACUUAUGUGCUGCUGUUUGGUCUUUCACUUUAUUAACAAGUUAGCUUUUCCAUUCCUUGAUUCAUAGGCAUUCAUAAAGUGGCAUUGAUUGAAUAUACUAAAAGGGUUGAGUUAUUGUAUUGUAUCCAUAUUUUUAUACACCUGGCUGGCAUUCCAUAUGAGAGGUUGUCAAAACUAGGCAAGACAACACACACACACACACACACACACACACACACACACACACACACACACACACACACACACACACACACUUGCAGUGACAACAAGAAACAUUCCCUGAUAUCUUAUUCUUAAGGCCUAAAUAAUAACAUCAUAUCAUACAACAGGGAAUGAAAAAGAAAAAAAUUGUCAGGCACAUCACUACAGAAAUCUUUGGCACUCUAAUAGCCUAUACACCCUUAAGAGCCUUUGCAUGCUAUUAAAGAACAGGUCAUUAUAAAAUACACAUUUUCUUUUUGUGAAAUACUAUGUCUUUCCCAGGAAUUAGCUUGACAAUUUUCCACCAAGGUCAUUUAUAGUCAAGGUCAGAAGUCAAGUAACCUUAGGCACUCACUUCCACUGUGUUUUGGAUUUUUCUUCAACCCUGUCUUUUGAUUUGACAAUGUCCUUGCAAAAAAAAUAUUAUAUUUAAUAGAUUCAUAGCCAAUCAGAGGAAUAAUGAUUGAAGGAAAACUAAACACAGAGAAAGGCAAGGCAGCCCAUAAUGACUUCUGACUUUAACUGAACCAUCCGUGCAUACACCUGGGACCAAGCUAUACUCUGACAGAGGCUGUGGCUCCCUGAGAUACUAUGCUGCAUUGUACUGGUUGAUGAGGCAUGACAAUAUCUUUACUUAUUUGGAAACUGGUGGUCAAACUUUGUGCAUUUGAGAUGUAGAUUAAGGAAGUUCUGAUAUGGGACAAUUUCAUGUGGUUUGUCAUCUGUGAUUUUUUGUGUAGGUAGCAGAGCAGUAUUGUAGUCUUCCUAUUACAAGUGCACAAUGAGGUGAUGAUAUCACAUGAGCUAAAACAAUGAUGAUGAACCUAUCUUAACUCUCUCACUGCUAUUUUACAUCAUUCCUUAAUCACAGACCACUCUGAAACAUUUAAUAUUAUUCUGCAGCCACUGCUUAACAUUGUAUUAGCUACAAGUGAAUGUGCUGGCAACAAAUUGGAAAACCUAUUCUUUCGGUCCUACUUAGUAGUACAAUUGUGAUCAGUGGUCAAAUAACCUCUGUAGACACUUCUACUGUGUUUUAUAUUUUCUUUCAUUCAUAAACCCUCUGAUCUACUGGCAGUCUAGUAAUAAAACAUGACAGUUAAUAGAUUUGUUACAUAUCAAAGAAAUUCUAUACACAGUGGAAGUGAGUGUCAAAUGUUACUUGACUUUUGUCUGUGACUGUACCACUCAUGAAUCAUCAUAUCCAUGCUACAUUGUUUCCAGUACCUUGAGUAUUUGUUUCUGUAUGAUAUAAUUUGCCAUGAUAUUGGAUCUUGUUGUGAUGUAAUGAUGUAGUGGCUGGGCUCUGGGACAUCAUGGUAGUAACUAAUGCUCAUGAAGGAAGAAGACAGUCUGACACAUGCCACUCUACAACAUUUUUCUCAAGUCUCAGCACAAAAACUGGAAAUAUAUGCAUAGUUGUAGAUAUGCAUGACAGAAGGUUGUUAGGAGGUAAUGAUUAGCCCAUGGAGUCUGCCAUAAGAGAUAUCUGAAGAGAAUGUUUGUUGCAGAAUUUUAAAGGGUGUAUUUCUGCCUUAUGUUUCCUUUGUGCUUUCAUAACUGGUGUGUCUGCCAAGUGAAGGGCAUUGUCAGUCAACUGUUUAAUGUGCAUGACGUGUCCAAUUCAACUUGCACAAAAUGGAAGAUAUACUUUAUACUGUCCUAAAUUGUGGUUCUUUCCUCAGAUUAGUAAUCUCAGUUAGAUAUAUUUUAAAAUCAUAUGAAUGUGGACUUUUGGAAUCUUCUUUUCUGAGUGCCUGUUUUUUUGUCACUGGUGCCAACCUUUGUUCUCACUUGCUCAAAUUUUUCUUUUCUAAUCUAUAUGAUAUGUGUGAUUACUUAUUACCAGUGUAUUAUUUGCAUAAAUCUUACUAUAUUAUGUUAUAUUAUUGUUGUUAUGUUAUUGUUUUUUGUUAUUUGUUUUAUAUUUAAGAUAUAAGUUACCAUAUACUAUAUUGUAGAGUAUGUUCCAAAUUUAGAGUAUAAUUAAGAAUUUUAUUUACACUUCAAAGCUUUAUUUAUGUGUUUUGUAGCUUGACGAUAUGUGGGAUGAUGAUGUGUAUAAUCAUCUCAUCUAUAUUUCCAGUCCAGCUCAUCUGUAUUCUCAAUCCAGCAUUACUUGAUAUUUGAACAACAGUGCAUAGACAACAUUGUGGGUUGAUAUCAGUAAGUAGGCUGCAGUAGAACAGUGAAAUACUCAUAUUACUCACACUUCUAUCUUGAAUUAGAUUAAAUGAGAAAAUUGGGAGUAGAGAUGACUAUGUAUAAGUAAAGCAGGCUUUAAUUCAUAGUCUUCCCUCAACUAGGGUGUUUAUAUAAACUUGCAAAAUUUUGAAAACUCCUCCUCAGCCACAUUCAUCUCCCUUAUUAUUGCUAUUCUUUUGUCACUAGUGUGUGAUAGGUUACAUUGCUUGUAGUGUUUUGUAACUCAUUUUCCUUUUGUUCAUAAGAUUCAUUAUAAUAUUAGCUGCUGUCAUGCCUCUCACCAACUUGUCCUUAUCAUUCAUGGGGUUCAUAUUUCUUUUGAAGUAUCAGACACUCUCUCUCUCUCUCUCUCUCUCUCUCUCUCUCUCUCUCUCUCUCUCUCUCUCUCUCUCUCUCUCUCUCUCUCUCUCUCUCUCUCUCUCUCUCUCUCUCUCUCUCUCUCUCUCUCUCUCUCUCUCUCUCUCUCUCUCAAGCAAGCAUUUUCCCUGAAUUCUUUUCUUUGUUCAUGGCCAGUCUUCUUGGUGAAAAUUAAAAUAAAGAACAGUAAAUAUUGUAUGUCAGAUGAGGUCAGAUGCAUUUUAUUCAUCAGAGUCAUUGAACACAUCAGAAUCUGGUAUGUUUUCCCAACAUGUAUAAGACUUCACAUGCAUUGAUACAUGAAGUUGAUAUCACAGAGGUUUGUGCAUUGUCUUCCAGCUAUAUAACAGCAUUGUAGAUCCACAGGAAUUAGAAUUUUGAAAUUAGCUAUUCUGUAGCUAUUUGUAGGAUCACAUGAUUGACUAAUCAUAAAGUCAGUAGAAUGGCCUCUUCUUCAGAUUUCUGAAGACUUAGUAUAUUGGUAGUAGAUAAUAUUGAUUACAUACUACAUAUAAAGGAAAAUAUGUGUUACAUUGACAUAUAAGAAAGAAGUGUUAUCAAUACAUGAAAAAUUCCCAAUGUUAUGUCACAAAAAAGGAAAAGAGAGAUUUUUAUACAUUAUUAUUUGUCAAGGCCAUGAACUGUGAUAGCCCACAGAGGUUAUAAUUUUUGGCCAUGAAGUCAUUGGGUCUGUUGUACCACAUUAUAGUUAAGUCCUGUGGACUGAUGAGAACAUUUGUGUAUAUAGACACAGGUCUACCUUUUGGUGUGUUGAUGUGUACAUAUGCACACAGAUGACAAUUAAUUACACCCCAUGGGACCAGGUGCUACACUGGGGUGCUGAAAUUGUAACAUUACACCAUGCAUAACUUACUCCUUUGCAAAGCUUCUUAGGAAACAUUUUAGUACCAUAGCUUCCAAGGGUAAAUAUUUCAAAACAAGAUUUCAGCUUUAGAGAAUAGCAGGAAGGUUGUAGCUCCUAAAGUCCUGUUGGAAGAGAACCAAAAAACUUGGUAUAGUUUGCCCCAUCUGGUUGUGGUGUAUGAGUCGGUAUUAUGGAGUAUUCUAAAUAAACCAAGGCUGGAUACGAGUUAUACUGUGUUGAACAAACCAAUCUUGUAAAGUGCAGAUAGGAUGUUCCUGCAGAAAAAUUCCUGUCAGGUAAUGGUUAGCAAAUUAAUGGAAAAAUCUUUAGAAAUCAUCAUCAUCAUCAUCAUCAUCAUCAUUAUCAUCAUCAUCAUUAUUAUUACCAUCAUACCAUCAUUAUCAUCAUCACAGUAAUCAUCAUUAUUAUCAUGUAUGUGUAUUUCAAAAUCUUCACCAUUUCUGUUUGAAAUGUUCUGAUUUUCUUUCUCUCCCUCACAAUGAUUGUGGUCUUGUAACUCAUAUUCCAUUUGAAAUUCUCCCUUAGUUUCCAGCAUAGCAGUUUUUAUCCUAGUGGAGAAUGAGUUUUGUUAAUUUUUACUCCUAGUUGGAUUUAUUGGUAAUGGAAAAUAUUGUCAUUAUGCUUGUGUUGAAUGAACCAUGAUCUCAGUGUCUUUGCAAGGCAUUGCACAUUCCAAGUAUGAUAAGAUAAGGUGGUCAUACAGUUAUCCAGAAGUUAAUGUUGAAUUUAGGUUUCAGAAGCACAAGUGCUUGCAUUAUUUUUAUUUCUCUGUGUACACCAUGGAGGAAUGUUUGCAUAGAUAAGGGAUAGGCAGCCAGCCCAUUUCAUUAAACCUGUAUGACUCUGUGUACUCUGUAUAGCCUAUGUAAGAUGAUAACAGACAAACAUGAUGACUUGUAGUGGCAGACUUUAUGUGGACAUGUGGCCGGACAAGGAUUAGAUUUGUUUACUGACUGACAUGGUUGUUCAAUUAUUUGUUUUUAUAUAUUUACUAAGUAUUAUUACACUAAACAAAGAUGUGCACAUUCAGGUAAUGAAAGAUCAUUAUAUUGACUGCUGUUGACCAGCAAGGGAAUGUAACCAUCAUGCAUUAAUCACAGCAGAAUAAAAAAGUAUUUUAUCUGAUUCUAAGUAAUAUUAAGAUAUUACAUUGGCUAGUCAUUUGAAUUGGGAGUAUAUUUAUCAUGUCAUGGUCUAUUUAUUUCAUCUUCAUUUUCAUAAUUUCAUGUGGCAUUUGUAUUUUCCCUUACUGAGUUGGACCAGUCAUGAAUCUCUCCCAUAUUUUGCUUUCAUAGACAAUAUUUUUUAUGUUCAUCCUUCAUAUUUCUUCCUUCACGCACUGUUUUCAUCUCCUUCAAUCUUCACACUGGUUUCUUUCUAAUUCCCUCCAUCUUUGAUGCUCCUCAGAGUAUAUGACCCUCCUUUCCCUCACAAUGUACACAUACUAUUUCACGUUUGUCCUUUGACACUUUCCCAUUAUUUUCUUUUUAUCAUGUGUUUAUUUUGCAGUCCUUGGCCAAUAUAAUAUUUUUCAGUUAAAGAAAGAAAACAGAAAAGUCAACUUCUCCCACUCCACUCCCCCAUGCCAGAGCAUUGAAAAGGUAGUCACUCAUGUUUUGAUGAUUAAAGCUAAUUUCAGAAUGCAGUUGAAGGUGGUUUUGGAAUUAACUCACAUCACCCAUCCAGUAGCUGUGACUUGCAAUCCCAGAUGAAUGGUCUUCUGUAGUAUUCCAGUGUUUCAUGAUGCUUGUGUAUUGUCUGUUGAAUUUGUUACCAUACAUGACAACAAAAAUGUUAGGCUUUGCUUAAAUUUUACUUUGUGUUAAUCUUAAUUUUGUACCAGUAUUAGUAUCAUUUAAGUAUUAUUUGAUUGCUAGGAGGUAUUAUGAUUGUGUUAUUCUACUAUACCAGAAUAGUUGUGUAACUAAAAAUGAGAGCAUAAGAAAACAAAAAGACUGCAAAAUGCUAGUUUAUUACACAAGGUAGCUCCUGAAAAGAGCAGGACACCUCAUCUGUACAGAUAUGGUUCAUCAGUCUUAAGGUGCUGUCACACUAGCAUGUUUCCCUUCAACUUUUUCCAUCAACUUUUGCCUCUUUCCAUCAUCUUUUUCUGUCUGCAUCGUCAAACAAAAGUGAUUGUCUUCACGGAGGAGGGUUAUCAUCAACUUUUGUCAUCAAAUGAAAAUCUAUAUUUAUAUAAAGAUAUGCUAAGUAAACCUUAUUGUUUAAAAAAAAAAUAAUUUAAAAAUUUUAAAUAAAGAAAAUACAAAACCGCUUCAUUUCACAUGUUACAUUUAACUUGUGUAUAUAUAACAGCAAACAGUGGCUCACAUAGCUUCAUAGACAUUUACACUUUUGGAAGGUCUCUGUUUCUCUACUCCUGCACACUGGAUACCAUUUUAACUCGUUUAGCUCAUCUACAGCUUACAAAACUUGUAAUAAGGUGUAAAACAGCGACUGCUUACCUGUGCAUCAGUGGAGCUGCGCUCAUGGAGAAUUGGGGUCCUAGGCUGGCUGGGCCAGCAGCUUGCCAGUAUGAGUUGCCAGUUAUGCAUUUCUUUUGCAAUGUUACUAUAUUAGGCAAGCAAAGAUAUUGCCACACUGGCCAGAAGAGGCUUGCAGGCAGCAGCUAAUGUAGCUAUACAGAGAGAGAGAGAGCCCAGAGUCAUGUUUGUUUGCUGUCAGCAAAAGUGAAGUUGAAUGGCUGUGCAUGUGUAACGAGGCGUGCUCAAGAACUUAUUGGUUUUCAGAAGUUGACCAAAAAAGUUGAUGAAAAUGUUUAGUGUGACAGCACCUUUAGUAGUUCAUGAACACAUCACCCAAAUGCAGAGUGCAAAAGUUGGAGAACUUUGCAAAAUCCUCUAGGUGUUGCUACUAGUAACUGUUAUAGAUACAUACAGUGGAACCUUGGUUACUGAACGCCCCCCUUUUUGAACAAAUCAGUUUUUGAACAAAAUUUUGAACUCCUUAUUGCUUCAGUUGUGGUACCAUAAUUCGGUUCUAGAACAAAGUUACUUGAUUUCAAAUAUUAAAAGACAUAGCAAAAGCUACCGUUUAUUACUAACUUAUAGUUUCUAUAAAUAUUUACUUUUUUAUAUAUUUGGAGGAGAGGCACAGGUGUAAGAUAGCAAUUCAGUCUUUGAAAUAAGGUAAAUGUGAUCCUGUUGAAAAGCCUCGAUGUAAACAAACAGUUUUUGGCUCUCAAUGAUCCCCAAUGCCAUCACUAUUACAUAACUGUAUUUUUCCAGUAGUUUUUCCCAGCAGCAAGACGUCUAAGUGUUACGAUCACCUUCAUUUUGGUAGUAAGUGGGUUGCUCCUCUUUGUGUCCUUCUGAAAGGCUUGCCUCACUAAAUUAGUCUAAAUAGUACCUUCUGAUGAGCUGUGUGUCACUAAGUUCAUUCAAUACAUCCUUUCUGGAUAAAUAAUUUGUGAGCUGGAGAUGUUUCGAAGCAGCCAUCUUGGUUGUAGGAGCGUCUGUCAUAAGCCGCUAAGACAGGGUAGUCUUGGGUCUGGAAAUGGAUUGAUCAGUUUGACUUUGAUUCGUGUGGAGAAAGUAGUUUUGGUUUCUGAAGAUUUUGGAUUUCAAGCAGCAUUCAGGAACGAAUUAAGUUUGAAAACUGAUUUCUGAUGUAUCUGAUCCUAAUUGAGGCUCACUUGCUCACUUAACUCUCAUGGCAUUUUUUUUUUUCUUUUUUUUUUCUCUCUCUCCUGUGCAUUAUUACAAGUUCAGUGUAAUGAGUCCAUGAUAUGGUGGAGUACAUAGAGAGAGAGAGAGAGAACACUUGCCUGAAACAUGCUUCCCAUCUGAUAUUAUUCAUUUUCCUAUAAUUCUGCCAUGUGUGCAUUGGCUUCAUCAUUUACUUGUAAUUAUCUACAAUAUCUUGUGUGGCAUCUGCAUUUCCAACAUAUCAUUUCAUUAUAUUUGGAGAAAUUAUUGGAGGAAUUUUUUAUAACUUUAAUCAAGGAUAAGGGCAGAAUGUUAUUGUGGCAGAAGGAGAGUUUUCCAAAGUUUGUUUGUGAACAAGUUCGUAAUGGCUGCUUGCCCUUUGGGUAGUUGUAGGAAGAAAUAUCUAAAUCAUGGCAAAUAUGUCAGUGACUUGUGUAAAACCCAAAGCCCUCACACUGUGUUGGAAUGUUUUAAUGAAGUAUUUGAAAUGUCAUCUGGCAACUGCCAGGAAAGUGAUGCAGAGGUGCAAGAAAACCUCUGAAGAAAAGAUUUGUAAUACCUUGCUGCCAAUUUAAACACUGCCCAAAAACCUUGUCUUGUAACUAGUAUGUUAUUUGCGAGAACCAAGAGGCUACUUCCUUUUUACUGCCUGCUUAUAUCAAUAUAAAGUUUAUACUGCUGCUACUGCUGGUAUUGGUGCUGGUACAUGUACCUCAUAGUCCUUUGAGAGGGUGCAGUGAUAAUCCACAACUUUAGCAAAGUUUACCCCAAUAAGAAAAGAGUCUGAGGGGUUCAGUAGACUUGGAAGACUCACAUGUGCUGCUCUCAUUCUUACUCCUUCACACCACCAUCCCAGUAUACUAAUUAGCUAUUGUAGUUAUUCUCACAAUUGCUAUUAAUACUAGGCACCAGUAUGCAGUAAUGGUACAUGAAGUGUGUUAGAGGAAGAUACAAGAAACUGUGCUGCUCACAGAAAACAUAGUUUCUGAAUAAGGCAGACACUCCAAGAACAUAUCGGCAUACUAGAUGUGUGGAGUUUCUGAAUAAGACGGACAUUCCAAGAACGUAUCAGUACACUGGAUGUGUGGUGCCUGUAGGCGAAUAGUUUUUGCUUGUAACUUUUGAUAGCCAAAAUUUUAGAAGUUCUGUAAUUUUCUUUAUAUAGGUUAUCAACCAUCCUGUGUUAAAAGGUGUUGCUUUUAACUCCACUUUCAGCCUGAUUGCUUUGAAAACAUAGACAAAUGGAGAGACAGACAGACCCAGCAGACAUAAUUUAGUAUUGAUGUGACUGCUGUAGGAGAGAAAGUGUAUAAUGUCUUCUUGGUGGAAGUUCUUAUAUGGUAGGUCAGUAUGUAUUGCUGAUUUUUAUUUAUUUAUUUUUUUAAUUUUUCAUGUUGUGCAGCAUAACUUCUCAUAACAUUGCAUCUAAAUUAUAUGAAGCAGCAGUGUUGGUCAAAUACCACAUGUAAACAUGCAAACAUGAGAUACAUGUUCAGUUUGACUUCCCCUAACAAGAAAUGGAGCAGUUCAUCUACUUUACUGGAGAACUUCAAAGUAGGACUUUUUUAAUCAAUAGACAGAAUUUAUUUGUAUGAAUUUCAAAACUGGACUUGGAAAUUUUUUGGAAUACUACUGUUGGUGACUUUUUACUUGUUAUUAGGUAAUUUGUCCAAUUUAAAUUGUUUCAGUAGUCUUCACAGCUUUUGGUUUGCCCUUGUUGAAUUUUUGCAGUGUUUGGAGUUAAUCUUAAACUUACUGAAUUCUUAAUUUCCAGAUUUGAGGUUGAAGCCGUUCACUAGGUACAGACAGCUGACAAAAUUAACAUGCAUCACAUUUGACUUUGUAUUAUUAAUACAGCAGGUGACUGAACAGGAUUGUAUUGCUAUUGUCUGACAUGCCACUGAUCAGUCAAAAUGAAUCUAACUUUGAUAUUUAGAUUGGUGUGGGAAAUGUUUAGGCAUCCUACUGGUCACUGGGAAUUCUCCACAGUGAUUGUUGUGCAUGUCAUCCCAAGGCUAGGGGUUAAAAGCACUCGUUGACUACUGUAUAAUGCUCUUCCUAUUGAUGUCCACUUCUUGAUCUACUUGUGUGUGUACAAAGUCUGUUAAAAAGUAUCUGACCUUAGGCUGGGGAAAAGAAUUUUCUUGUAAUUCAGGUUCCAACUCAAAUUUCCCUUGAAGUAAGACCCUUUGUGGCUCCAUACAUUUAAUUGGUCCAGUUGUCCAUCCACUGCUGGAAACAUUUCAGGAAAUUCUGUUAUAGAAUGAAUAUCAGCAGUUCUGUCAUAUUUAUAAUAUCUUUACCUCAAAUCAGGACCAAUUUAACAAUGUCUACAGAUUGCUGAACACUAAAAAAUCACAAGGAGUAGAGUAGGAACCCUGUUCAGUCAUAGGAAUUCUGAGCUUGGCUAAGAAAUUCUGGAUCAAGAGUGAAGAAUGGGUCUGGGAGUUGUAAUGGUCCAGUAGCCAUUUAUGUCAAUGUUAGGUACAGAUUUAUCUCGUACAUCUAACUUGCAUAGAGGUAACAAAGAACCACUCAGUAAUAGCAUUUGUUAACAAAAUUACCUCUCUUUGCAUACCUAAGUCAUCCAUUAAAAUGGCAUGUGCUGAAGUAUCACAAAUUCCAAUUUCAUUAACAAUUUCCAAGAGAGUUCCAUGAGUGUUCCAUGAUGAAAUUGCAUGCCUGUUCAAUGACCUGCAUUUCAACUUGCUGAUGGCCACUGGGAUGCUGGUUACUCAGCCAAAGCUCAGCUAUCCUUAGAUCAUCUAAACCAUUAGUAUGCAUCUCACUCAUGCUGAAUCUUUUAAUUUGUAUCAGGUUGUGUAUCAUCAGGUUUUUGGGAAAACUUGAUGCCAUAACUUACUCUUUGUAUGACAUCAUUGCAUGGAGGAUGAAAGUGUGAAAAAGUACACUGGCUGUCUGGCAAACUUGGCCAAGCUGCAAGUACAGUAUAGUCUACCACCACACUUGUUACUUUUGGCUUUCAGCAAGAAAAUAGUAUAGGUAAUAGUCAGAUACUUUUUGGACAGACCUGGUACUUCAGUGUUACUCAGUAAUGGAUGUGUUGCAUACUGACCAAAGUAACAUGAUUGUAUUAUGUACUUUUAUUUUAAAAUAUAUAAGUAACUGAAUAGAUGAAAUAAUGUAGAGUAUAGACAUUCCAUAACGAUAAGUGUUGUAUCAGUAUGUAAAUCUAGGAUCCUUAAAAAUCCUGAAGGUGUAGCUUUAGUUGUGUAAGAACACAUUAUAUCCUUUUAUAUCUCAUCUUUUUGUACCACUUUCUAAGAUAAAGGAAUAUGAAUCAA